CUUUGGCUAUCCAUCGAUACAAUCCUGUCAUCUAGUUAAACCUCAGGUUUCGUCAAAUCACAAAAUAUGGCUUCAUUUUUCGUGCUAACAACUGUAGCCAUAUUGGCUGGCGUUAAUGCCUAUGGAAUGAAAAAGAUGCCACCACCAAUGGAAAUGAUGCCAAUGAAGCCUAUGAUGCCAAUGGAAAUGAUGCCAAUGGAAAUGAUGGGCGGUAUGGGCGGUAAAGGUGGCAUGAUGGACAUGAUGCCAAUGGAAAUGAUGCCAAUGAAGCCUGAUAUGCCAAUGGAAAUGAUGGGCGGUAUGGGCGGCAAAGGUGGCAUGAUGGAAAUGAUGAAAAUGAAAGAAAUGAUGGACAUGAUGAAAAUGAAAGAUAUGAUGAAAAUGAAAGAAAUGAUGGAGAUGAAAGGAAAGAUGGAAAUGAUGCCAAAAAUGAUGGAAAUGAUGCCAAUGAAAAUGAUGGAAAUGAUGAAGCCAGAUAUGCCAAUGCCAAUGGGAAUGAUGGAGAUGAUGAAACCUGAAAUGCCAAUGCCAAUGAUGAUGAUGGACAUGAUGAAACCUGACAUGCCAAUGCCAAUGGAAAUGAUGAAAAUGAUGGAAAUGAUGAAACCUGAUAUGCCAAUGCCAAUGGAAAUGAUGAAAAUGAUGGACAUGAUGAAACCUGAUAUGCCAAUGCCAAUGAAAAUGAAAAUGAUGGAAAUGAUGAAGCCUGAUAUGCCAAUGCCAAUGAAAAUGAUGAAAAUGAUGGACAUGAUGAAACCAGAUAUGCCAAUGCCAAUGAAAAUGAUGGACAUGAUGAAACCAGAUAUGCCCAUGCCAAUGAAAAUGAAAAUGAUGGAAAUGAUGAAGCCUGAUAUGCCAAUGCCAAUGCCAAUGGGAAUGAUGGACAUGAUGAAACCAGAUAUGCCAAUGCCAAUGCCAAUGAUGGAAAUGAUGAAACCUGACAUGCCAAUGCCAAUGAAAAUGAUGAAAAUGAUGGACAUGAUGAAACCAGAUAUGCCAAUGCCAAUGCCAAUGCCAAUGAUGGACAUGAUGAAACCUAAUAUGCCAAUGCCAAUGAAAAUGAUGAAAAUGAUGGACAUGAUGAAACCUGAUAUGCCAAUGCCAAUGCCUAUGAAGAAAGGAUACUAAAACACGAUAUACAUACUGAUGAAUAUUUACAUAUUAUAUAAAUUUAAACAAAAAAGUAGUCUUCAAAUUGCAAA
Molecule: messenger RNA, 1202 nt
Organism: Mytilus trossulus (common blue mussel)
Lineage: Eukaryota; Metazoa; Mollusca; Bivalvia; Mytilida; Mytilidae
Exons: 2
Coding region: 67-1128 (353 amino acids)
Source: RefSeq, a predicted model, not a curated record